Molecule: messenger RNA, 1926 nt
Organism: Phaedon cochleariae (mustard beetle)
Lineage: Eukaryota; Metazoa; Arthropoda; Insecta; Coleoptera; Chrysomelidae
Source: the annotation of a GenBank genome assembly
UUUCGUUACGUUGUAAAGUUCGUCAUUUAGUUGGAUUGUUUAUAAUAUUGUUUCAUUUUCCAUCUUUUGAAGAGUACACAGUGAAUACAAUGGACUCCGCGUUCCUUCAACAAAUUUACUUAUUGAUGUUUCUUGCUGAAAGUAGAUUCAGAGGUAGAGAGAUGUAUAUGCCCGAAAUGAUAAUCGACAUGUCAACAUUACUGAAAGAUCCUUCUACCCAAGGGAGCAUUAUAUUCAGAAACUUCACUUUCCUAAUCGAACCGAACAGCAUACAAUAUAACGAGAACGACGUUGUUGUAACUCCUAAUACGGAUGAAGAAGGAAUAGAAAAAUUCGAUGUCUGCCUCAAAUUGACCAUAGAGUCGUUGAAUUUUACAACAAUAUAUGUAGCUGACAUUGCUUUAGGGGAGCACAUUCCCAUAUAUGGCGAAGGAAAUAUGGCGAUUCAUCUCAGCAAUAUAGUAAUGGAUUUAUGUACUAUAGCAAACACACAAGAGGCUUAUGCAGAAAACAUGAAUUUGCGGAUGUCUUAUCAACGUGGACAAACUUCUAUCACCGGCAUUUACCUCCAUCCUGAUGCAGAUCGCAUUGGAUCCCAGUUGCUAGAGAUUGGGAGCAGUUUAUUCGAAAUGUGGAAUAAAUAUGAACCAGAGAAGGCUUCUUGUGUUCUGAGUCCUGUUAUGCAAUACAUUUUGAACCAAUUCCUCUAUUACGAACACAAUUCUCUCGAAUUCAACACUACGUGUUUGCAGGAAUCCAUUGUCGGAAACAUAUGGAGAAACUCAAGAGGUUUAUACCAAGAAAUACAAGAUAUUUUGCAAUCACGUUCAGCCUCAACAAUUACAACGAAAGAAACGGAUUCCAGUACCACAGUGAAUGGUUUUCAAUCUAUACUAAAAUUAAUAUUCAAUUGAAAAUUAUUCUUAACGAAUAAGUAUAAGUAAGCUUGUAUAUAAAGGGUAAUUCAUUUUGAAUGGCAAUCUCUGAAGUACAGAUAGUAAAUACCAAAAAAAUAAAAUUUAGCCUAACAUGUCUCAUCAAUAUGUUGCUAGUUUUGGAAAAUUCCCGAGUUUGUAAGUUUUAAGAGCAUGAACAUGAAAUUUUGUAUAGUUACACGAACUUGCAAUACAAUACAAUACGUUUAUUUUCCAUUGGACAUUUUUACAUGUAUACGAAUCGUCGUUAAAACUAGACAGAGAUUGAGACAGAGACAUAAUGUAAAACUUCAGCAAAUUACAUCAUAUUAUCUUCUUUGUCCAUGGAAUAGCGGUUAAAAUAAGUUGAAAAUCUGAGAGCCUGUUCAAUUUUACAUAAAAAUGUACUCUCUUUCAAAUUGUCUAGCUAUAACGGUUUUUGCGAUAUCAGCUCGUGAAAAUAUCUGCGUUUCUCUUAUACAAAUUUUAUUAAGUAUUUCAAAUCAUAAAGUCUGCGAAGUGACACUGAAUAAUCGCCAAUAAUUGAUAUGACAAUCACUAAGUACAUCAACAACAAACAAAAUUUCAAAGUAAAUGUUCGAUCAAAGUUAUUGGGACAUUUUAGAAUAAAAUGUUUCCUUUGAACACUAUAGUGCGGUGAAGUAAAUGAAAAUAAUUUCAAAUUUCAGUUCAAUCGUGAAUAUAGCAGGUAGGAACUGAAGUUUGAAUUGCUUCAUAUAGCCGCAAUAUCUAUAUAUCUAUAGAUCUAUACUUUCGUGAUCGAAAUUCAUGUCGAUCUGUGUUAUAGGACUGUUGGAGGUUAGCGGUUUACUCAUAUCUGUAGGCUGAUAUUAAAAAUUUUUCUUUGAAAUACCUACCGAUCAUUCAAAAUUCUGAAUUUCUCCUAUACAAAUUAAACGUGAGAGCCCAUCAAGAUUCUGGCUGAAAUUUAUUGCUGAAUGUUACUUAUUCCUGUGAAUAUGAAAAUAUUAUGACAUCUAUAUGGCUGGUU